Chenopodium quinoa (quinoa) is the source of this 1962-nucleotide messenger RNA. Its product is annotated as U4/U6.U5 tri-snRNP-associated protein 2-like. Lineage: Eukaryota; Viridiplantae; Streptophyta; Magnoliopsida; Caryophyllales; Amaranthaceae. The record is from RefSeq and is a predicted model, not a curated record. Gene Ontology annotation, molecular function: cysteine-type deubiquitinase activity; zinc ion binding. The transcript has 9 exons. Gene Ontology annotation, biological process: protein deubiquitination; spliceosomal complex assembly; mRNA processing. The coding region runs from base 250 to 1641 and encodes 463 amino acids.
AGGGAUGGGAGUUUAGGGUGGUUUCGGGUUGGGGAAUUCAAGUUUUGGGCGGUUUCGGUGGUGGUGCAGGGGGAGGGCGUGGCUCUGGAAGGAGGGUGGUUCCGGGUCUACGGCUAGAGCUGGGGGUAUUUUUUUGCCGAUUAUCAAAUCGCUUUCGCUUUCUGCCGGGAGUUUGCCUGGUGGGGAGUCUAGGAAGAAGCUCGGAUCUUACCUUAUUAUGACUCAAUUUCAGCCUUGACAAUUUAAACCAUGGCAAAGAGAAAGAGAGAUAAUGAUGUUUUGGUGAAGAUGGAUUAUUGCCCUUACCUUGAUACGGUAAACAGGCAUAAUCUAGAUUUUGAUUUCGAGAAGCAUUGUUCCAAGUGUUUUAAAAAGGAGGAUGUUUAUGCUUGUUUGGUAUGCGGCAAGUAUUAUCAUGGAAAGCGUUUCGACUCACAUGCAUAUGAACACAGCCGCAACUAUAAACAUCAUGUUUUUCUUAAUUUACAAACGGAGAAAUUUUACUGUCUUCCCGAUGGAUAUGAAAUAUUUGACUCGUCUCUAGAUGAUAUUCGUCACGUUCUAAAUCCAAGGUUUACUUCGGAACAGAUUGAACAGCUAGAUAAAAGCAAGCUGUGGUCGAGAGCUCUUAAUUGUUCUUUUUACCUCCCUGGAUUGGUAGGACUUAAUAAGUUGAAGGAAGCUGAUUUUGCCAAUGUUGUGAUUCAAGCACUUGUACGUGUUACACCUUUGAGGAACUUUUUCCUAGUCCCAGAGAACUACAAACAUUGUAAAUCUUCCCUGGUUCAUCGUUUCGGAGAGCUCAUUCGAAAAAUUUGGCAUCCAAAAAAUUUUAAAAGACAGGUGAACCCCCAUGAAUUUUUACAAGCUGUGAUAAAAGAUAGUGAUAAUCGGUUUCAAAUGGGUGUACAAUCUGACCCAGUUGAGUUUAUGUCUUGGCUCCUUGAUACUCUACAUUUGCAUCUCACAAGUUCAAACAACAAUACAAGCAUCAUUACCCAAUGCUUUCAAGGAGAAUUGGAAGUUGUCAAGGAGAUCCAAAGUAAAGGUAUAAGAGAAUAUGGUGUUGCAGCUGCUGAUGAUGGUGCAUCUGAAAAUUCUAAUGCUCACAUAGAGACAUUCACAGUGCCAUUUAUAAUGCUUGACCUGGAUUUGCCACCUCCACCACUCUUUAAAGAUGCCUUGGAGAAAAAUAUAAUCCCUCAGGUUCCACUUUUCAAUAUAUUGAAGAAGUUUGUUAGGGAGACCAUAACAGAAGCUGUGCAUCCUCAAAUAGCUAAGAUGCAGUAUCGUGUCACAAAACUACCACCUUACGUUAUUAUGCACCUACGGCGAUUUACCAAAAGCAACAACUUUGUUGAAAAGAAUCCUACCAUUGUUAAUUUUCCAGUGAAAAACCUUGAGAUGAAGGAUUACAUUGCUCUGAAAGAUGCCGAGAAAUUGAGGUCAAAAUAUGAUCUAAUGGCAAAUAUUGUCCAUGAAGGCACGCCUAUCCAAGGAUCGUAUAAAGUCUGCGUUCAAAGAAAGUCGGAGGAUCAAUGGUAUGAGGUCCAGGAUUUGCAUGUUUCAGAAACAAAAGCUGAGAUGGUUGCCCUUUCAGAAGCAUACGUGCUGAUGUAUGAGCUGCAAUCAAAUCUUUGAAAGCCACACGAGUAGAAUAACAGUGAUCACCUUAGGCUUAGACUUUAUAUUAGUGACUUUAUCUUUUCAGUAUUUUAAAUUCCUUGUUUGAUAACUUUUAUAGUUUUAUGUAUGAAGCAAAAAUUAAAUUAAAAAAAUAAAAGAAAAAGACCUAAAAGUUUUGGCUGGAAAAUUUUCAAUGUAAUCGUGACAGUGCGACACGUGUACUCCCAAGAUUUUAUUUGGGAAUUGUUUUAGCAUAGGGUAUAGAUUUAGACUCAUAGAUUUUGUUAAAAUUCUAUUACUGUAUAUUGUUUUGUUAAAAUUCUAUCUUUCCUCUAA